Amaranthus tricolor (Joseph's coat) is the source of this 3021-nucleotide messenger RNA. Its product is annotated as ESCRT-related protein CHMP1B-like. Gene Ontology annotation, cellular component: ESCRT III complex; multivesicular body. Lineage: Eukaryota; Viridiplantae; Streptophyta; Magnoliopsida; Caryophyllales; Amaranthaceae. Gene Ontology annotation, biological process: endosome transport via multivesicular body sorting pathway; protein transport; late endosome to vacuole transport. The coding region runs from base 44 to 658 and encodes 204 amino acids. The transcript is spliced from 2 exons. The record is from RefSeq and is a predicted model, not a curated record.
AAUCAACCCUAAAUCAAUCAAUUAAUCAUCAAUUCAAUCAGCCAUGGUAGGAAGCACAGAGAAAUUGAUCAAUCAAAUAAUGGAGUUAAAAUUUACAUCGAAAUCCCUUCAAAGACAAGCGAAAAAAUGCGAGAAAGAAGAGAAAUCACAGAAACUUAAGAUCAAGAAAGCCAUGGAGAAAGGUAACAUUGAUGGAGCUCGAAUUUGCGCAGAAAAUGCUAUUCGUAAACGUAAUGAGCAGAUGAAUUAUCUUCGUCUUUCUUCACGACUUGAUGCAGUUGUUGCACGGCUUGAUACUCAGGCUAAAAUGCAAACUGUUUCUAAAUCUAUGGGUUCCAUUGUUAAUUCCCUCAAUUCUUCUCUUUCUACAGGUAACUUGCAAAAACUAUCAGAAACAAUGGAUCAAUUUGAGAAACAAUUUGUCAAUAUGGAGGUUCAAGCUGAGUUUAUGGAGAGUUCAAUGGCUGGAUCAACUUCUCUUUCGACUCCUGAAUCAGACGUCAACAGUUUGAUGCAGCAAGUGGCUGAUGAUUAUGGUCUGGAGGUAUCAGUUGGACUUCCUCAGCCUGCUGCUCAUCCAGUCCCAACAAAAACGGAUGAGGCAAUCGAUGAGAAUGACUUAUCUAGGCGCCUUGCCGAGCUUAAGGCCAGAAGCUAAGCUCAUUGAACCUCCUUUACACUUUUAUUCUGCGUAUUUCUUGUGAAUAAGUUGAAUGUAUUGCAUAUUAAAAGUUUUGCACAAUUGUGUUGUAUAUAUAAAUGGUAGAGUGGAUCACAUUGCACUGUUGAUUACUAAUACAGAUAACUAUCAUUGAGACCAAACACAUGAUCAUAAUUGCAAAUGAUGCUUGUAUAAUCAAGACUAAAACGGCAAUCGCCAAUCAUAAUUCUUCUAGUGCAGUCUACCGACAAUGUCUAGCAAGACCACAUAUAUACUACUACUUGGUUUAAGAACCAUUCUUACAAUUAAAUUGUUCUUGAACGUUUAUGAUCUCACGACGGGAGGCAUGGCCGCUAACACUGAUUAAGUACUCUUCUAGAUAAACCAGCUUUGUCUAGCAUAAACAACUGAAGCUGCUAAGGAAACUCAGUCGAUGCAGUAGAUUUAAAGCUACCUUUAUCUGGCAUACACUAGAAAUAUAGAAGGUAGUUUCUGAUAUCCGAUAUAUUGGGAACUCGUUAACCAGGGUAGGGGGUACCCGAAUUUUCCUUAGCUUGCAGCCACUUUUUCCCAAACGUGCUAAAUCAGGAGAGAAAGUUUACCGAGUCCACACAUCACAUACUUGAGCACCAAAGCGAAACAACAAACACAUAAUCAGAGUACUAUGUUAUUCUUUGCUUUUGCUCCACAACUCCAUCUUUCAAAUUCUAAGUCCGUUCAUCACCACAAGUUUACCUAUGAUUCUUCCUUUACCCUUUGAAUUUUCUCAACAGUAUGGAGUAGAUUAUUCAUUAACCAUCUCUAUAUCGACUUAACCCCCAAGAAAAGCCAGAAAUCAAGCUAAGAACAAGUUAGGAAUAGCUACUUGGCUAACUUAUUCCAUACUUGGUUCUUUUUUCUCAAUCCAACCAACCAACCAAAAAUCCUCCUUGCUUUGCUUCUCUUAACUGAAUCCUUUCCAUCUGAUCAAUUUGUGUGUGUAUAGAUUUAAUGGCCACAUACAAACUUGAAGAAACCCCUACUGUGUUUAUUUCUCCUCAUCCUGAUGACAAGUUCACUUACACAAUGGCACAGUUCAAUAACGAACUGCAUCUCUUAUCUAUCCUCCGCUUAGCGAACCUAAAAGAAGACAAAUUGAUUGUAUAUGGAACUGAAAUUAAAGAACUGAUAUUACAGAAGUUGUAUGAGUCUCUUCGUCUAGGGCCAAGAUUAGGUAAAAUUUAUGUAAACUGUGAUGGGGCGUGAGGACAUGUGGAUUUAUUAUAAACCACUUCAAAGUGUUAUUUUCGAUUGGUCUCACUUUGGAGUCAUAGUUCCAAACUCUGUCAAUGACUUGUUGAGAAAACAAGUACAUCUCAAAGAUUUAGAUGUAUUAACAGCAAAGAGAUUGAGGAGCUCAAAGAACAACUUUCUUCGACUCAAAAGGAUGGAGAAGAUCAGUAAAUGGAGUUAGAAAAGGUACGUAAACUACUUUCUUUGAAGGAAUUUGAGUUAGAAACCAAAAAUGUCGAGUUUGAGUUGUGUAAAGAGGAGGUAAAAAAGCUCUAUCUCGAUCUUUCUACUUGUGAAAAUGAUUAUGAGAAUACAAUAAUGGAAUUACAAAGGGUCAAGAAGCUCUAUCAUGAGGGAAUUGUUUUUCAACAUUUUUGAGUUAAAGUCUACAAAGAAUUUGUUGGAAGUUUCUAAACAAAAGGUAAAGGUGUUGGAGGAACAAGUUUUUAAUUCCAAGAAGGAAAAGGAAGACAUGAAGAUGGAGCUUAAAGAUAUUACUACCAAGAAGGAAAAGGAAGACAUGAAAGUGAAGCUUAAAGGUAUGCGAGACCAAGUUUCUUCCAAUAUUUUCGAGUUAAAAGUCUACGAAAAAUUUGUUAGAAAUUAUUAAAGAAAGGGAAAAAGAGUUAGAGGAACAAGUUUUUACUUUCAAUAAGAAAAAGGAAGACAUGAAAAUGGAGCUUAAAGAUAUGCAAGAUCAAGUUUUUACUACCAAGAAGGAAAAAGAAGACAUGAAAAUGGAGCUUAAAGAUAUGCAAGAUCAAGUUUCUUUAGUUGAAUAUAAAUUUCAAUCUACUAGAUUUGAGCUAGAAUUGUCCAAUAAAAAGAUUAAAGAUCUUGAGUGUCAACUAUCUUGUAAAAUAGAAAAAGAACUUUUGAAGGUUCAAGAACAUCUUUCUUUGACCUUGAAUGAAGUGCAAGAGUCUACUAAAAUAUGGUUUGAGUUUAAUGAGAAGGUGGUUCAACAUUUGAAAGAUCAAACAUUUGAUGAAUGUUAUAUAAUUAAAGAAGUUGAAGUUAUUGAUGAUUAAUUGUUUUUCUACAUUACAAGUAAAUGUUUAUUAUCAUUUCGAUAAUUAAAAGUUUCU